Molecule: messenger RNA, 1044 nt
Organism: Nomascus leucogenys (northern white-cheeked gibbon)
Lineage: Eukaryota; Metazoa; Chordata; Mammalia; Primates; Hylobatidae
Product: hyaluronidase-4-like
Biological process (GO): carbohydrate metabolic process; hyaluronan catabolic process
Molecular function (GO): hyalurononglucosaminidase activity
Source: RefSeq, a predicted model, not a curated record
AUGUGUAACCCAUGGGUGGCGUGGUUAGGAGUGCUGCCACUCUUAGGUAAAGAGUUAACUCAGGCAGCCCUCAAACCAGCAAUGCCUCCGGUGAUCAAGAGCCAGCCUUUCAACAUUUUCUGGGCAGCCCCAACAAUGUAUUGUAUGCCUUUCUUCAACGUAGAUGUAAAUCUUCAAGAAUUUAACAUUAUAUCAAAUCCUUUAGAGACUCAGAGUGGGUCAAAAAUUGCAAUAUUUUAUCCAAAUGAAUUAGGGUAUUACCCUUACUUCUCUCAAGAUGGAAAAUCCUUUAAUGGAGGAAUACCGCAGAACGUGAGCCUUUCUGAACAACUUAGGAAAACUGCUGAUGACGUAGGAGAAACUGUCCCUUGGUGGAGAUCAGAAGGACUUGUUAUUGACUGGGAAAGUUGGAAACCCCAAUGGGAUAGAAAUCGGGGCAGCAGAAUAAUAUAUAAAAACAACUCUUUAGCCUUCACUAGAAACCAUUAUCCUUAUUGGUCAGAAAUGAAAGUGGAAACAGUUGCCCGAGAGGAAUUUGAAAAUGCUGGAAAAAAUUUCAUGAACAUUACUCUCACAUUGGCUUUAGAAAUGAGACCAAAAUGUUUAUGGGGCUUUUAUCUCUAUCCAGGCUGCUACAAUUAUGAUUACAGAAUAAAUCCAGAGACGUACACAGGUAAUUGUCCAAAUGAUGAAGUUCUCUGCAUUGACCAACUCCCGUGGCUGUGGGAAAAAAGUGCAGCACUUUAUCCUUCAAUACAUUUGGAUAAAAUACUGAAGUCAAUCUUAAAUGCUUUGAAAUUUGCUCACUAUCCAGUUAGAGAAGCCAUGAGGAUUGCCGAAAUGGCUAGACAUGACUAUGUUUUGCCAGUUUUUAUUUUUUCCAGACCAUUUUAUUUGCAUAGUACUGAAGCUCUGUCACAGGAAGACUUAGUGCAUACAAUUGGCGAAAGUGCCGCAUUGGGGGCAGCAGGAGUAAUAUUGUGGGGAGGAUAUGAAUAUUCUGCUUCAAAGAGUCAAAUGGUUGCUGAUUAUCUGCUUACUUGA